CUUGUUGAAGACAAUACCACUUCCCCCACCCCUAGUCAGGAUGAUGUUAUAUGCCUCUCCAGGGAAGCGGCUGAUCUUUUUGAGCAGGAAGUUGGCAUCUAUGAUAAAAUGAAAGUAAAAGAGAAGUCAUCAGAUUCACAGUGGUUAAAAUCUGUUGUAAGCUCAGGAACAUUGAAUGACAAAGUUGCUGCACUCACUGUUCAAGUCCAGGAAUCUGCUGUACACGGUCUUAAAACCUUAGAUAUAUUAAUUGGCAUGGCUAAAAAGAAGGGUAGAAGAGAGAGUAUUAUAGCUGUAGACAUGUUGAAAGAACUUUGGAUGACCCUUCUACUUCCAAAUAAUCGCAAGCUUAAAAAAUUUGCUCAGCAUCCACUGUUGUCAUUAGUUGAGAUUGUCCACAAGGGUGGUGGCUGGGAUGAACGAGACAGACGUCUUAUUCUGUGGUGCUUUGAGGAGCAGCUGAAACAGAGAUAUCAAGAGUUUGUUGAAGUUGUUGAGAAACUUCUUCAGGACACUUUGGUAAACAUCAGAAGCAAAAUACUGGGAGCUGUGUUUGACUUAUUGUCAGAGAAACCAGAACAGGAACAAGUUUUGUUAAGUUUACUGAUAAACAAGAUAGGAGAUCCUGACAGGAAAAUAGCAUCAAAAGCAGUUUAUCUGUCAAGAUCAUUAGUAACUAAACAUCCAAAUAUGAAAUUAGUGGUCACCAAGGAGAUCGAAAAACUUCUCUACCGACCCAACAUUGCCAUUAAAGCUCAAUAUUUUUCAGUGUGUUUUCUCAAUCAGUUAAUCCUUACCAAACAAGAUGGUGAACUUGCCACCAGACUUAUAUCCAUAUAUUUUUCAUUCUUUCGGGCUUUUUUAACAAAGGGUGAAUUAGAAGCAAAAAUGUUGAGUGCUCUUCUUACUGGAGUAAACAGAGCGUUUCCAUAUGCAAAAGAAGAGGACGAACAGUAUAAUGAACAAAUAAACACUCUGUUCCGAACAGUGCAUAUUGGAACAUUUAACACGAGUGUACAGGCUCUGAUGUUACUUUACCAAGUCAUGGAAUCAAGGCAGUCCGUGUCAGAUCGCUUUUAUUCCGCCCUUUAUGCUAAACUCCUGGAUCCAAAUCUGAAAACAUCUGGUAAACAGGCCGUGUUCUUGAAUAUUUUGUACAAGUCCGUUAAAAGUGACCCUUCAUUGCAUCGUGUUAAGGCGUUUGUAAAACGUAUCGUACAAGUUUGCAGUUUCCAACAGCCAUCAUUCGUCUGUGGAGCGCUAUUUAUGAUUUCCGAGCUUACAAAGCUGAAGCCAGGAAUCAAGAGCCUAACACAGCAACCAGAGGUUUCUUGACAGAUUUGUGUACAAAAACCCAAAGCAGAAGGAACGAGAUCACGGUGGUUCACUGAUGCAGCCGAAAACGUCAUCAAGCCGGCUGGCCGAGGAGCCUGUGAAUACGAAAGAGUUUCUUGCUAAAAAAGAAGAAGAUAUAAGAGAAGAUGAACUGUUCUUUCACAGGUAUUUCAAGCGGAAAGCAGAAAAGGAAAGUCAACGGAAGAAGAAAGCUGGUGAAUCUGACGAUGAAAUAUCUGAAAAGGAAACAAAUUUCGACAAUGUUCUAGAGGAGCGAUCUAGCUUUGAGUAUGACUUCGCGAGUGACUUGAAGAGUUCCAAAAUGUCUACGGCGAGUAAAAACAAAGCAAUCGCCAGCGAUGAGGAGGACGAAGGAGAAGACGAAAACAGCGAGGGUGAAAGUGACGACGAAGAAUUGGAGGGAAAAGAAUUUGAUUAUGACGCUAUGGAUUUGUCAUCUUCUGAAGAUGAACAAGCAGAGGAGCCAACUACUACACAAGGCAAGAAAAGAAAAUUUACGGAAAAGGAUUACGAGAAGGCUUUGCUCGAAAACCUGAGCUCAGAUGAACUUUCUGAGGACGAGGGAAGCCAGACCACGAAAACGAAGUCCAAAAAGGGAAACACUGAAGGGGGAGAUGUUUCUUCAGUGUUUGCGUCUGCUGAAGAGUUCGCCCAUCUGCUUGAAAAUUCCAAAGCUUCAAGAGGUGGCACCUAUGAUGUCAAACGAGGGAGCGCCAGCGACAAGCAACUUCGAUGGGAAGAGAAAAAGGCUGGGAAAAACUGGAAUACAAAGAGAGGAAAUCGGGGUCGUGGAAGGGGCGGAAGUAAAGGUCCGCGAAGAGAAUCCAAUGUCAAUCGAAGAACAAAUUUUAGAUCAAAAGGAAGAGGUGGAAAAAGGCCAUGAUAGUACAAUCUGCCCUCUUCUUGAUCUGUUUGCGUAGAAAUGCAUCCAAUGUCAGGGCAUGAUAUGAAAGUGACACAACGAAGAGUUACUAAUUGGAAAGUGGAUUUCAAAAGGCAAAAGUUCUCAGAAUUACCUAUUAACCUAGGAAUGGACGUUACUGUAAAUGAAUGCUAUGGUUUGAACAAUUUUACUUUGAUUAUCUUGCAGUUUUCGAUUAAUUCAUCUUGGUUUUUUUGUCAAUAGUAUCCUUUACUCCUCUCUGAACAUUUAUGGCAGACUUGUCAUCUCAUCUCUCACUCGUUUAGUUUUUUUUCUUUCCACUGAAAAGCCUUCUCUCUCGAUUUAUCAAGCGGCCUCGACAUGAAAGGAAAUAAACUGAUCAAUUUGGGUGAUGCCAA
Molecule: messenger RNA, 2637 nt
Organism: Pocillopora damicornis (cauliflower coral)
Lineage: Eukaryota; Metazoa; Cnidaria; Anthozoa; Scleractinia; Pocilloporidae
Product: CCAAT/enhancer-binding protein zeta
Cellular component (GO): nucleus
Source: RefSeq, a predicted model, not a curated record